AUGCUCGUCUCCUUGACCGUCGGCAAGGUCGAUGCCGGCGUCACUGUUCUCCUUACUCCAGACAAACGGCUGAUCGAGUUCCCAUCUAUUCUCCUUCCUCCCGACAUCUCCUCCGGCAGCAUAGUCGACAUCACUGUAUCGCGCAACGCUGGUGCCGAAUCCGCCGCCGAGUCCGCCUUCCAAGAGCUUCAGGACCAGAUCUACCAGGCCUUUGGUGCAGAAGAACCCUCGCCGCCCGUCCUCCGCUGCCAAAAUGCCACUCAGACCAGUGUCGUGCUCAUGUGGGAUCCGGUGCAGCUUGCGACAGCUGACCUGAUCUCGCUGGCGCUCUAUCGAAAUGGCCAGAAGGCCGGCAACAUCCCACGGCCGCUGCAUAUGCACAGCACCAAGAUCUCUGGUCUAGCGGUCGACACCGAAUACACAUUCCACCUGGUACUGCGCACCACCGCCGGCACCUACAGCUCUGAGCGCGUCGUCGUGCGGACACACAAGAUGACGGAUCUGAGCGGCAUCACUAUCACAACUGGCAUCCUGCCCGCUUCAAUGCGGGAGUCACUGGCGAGCGCUGUCGAGCGCAUUGGUGCGAAGAUGGUCGACAGUGUACGCAUCGACACGACACAUUUCGUUACGACAGAGGGCCGCGGCAUCCAGUGGGAGAAGGCGGUCGAGAUGAACAUUCCUGUGGUGCGGCCGGAGUGGGUUGAGGCGUGCGAGACGAAUGGGCGGAUCCUAGGCGUCACGAAGUUCUAUUUGGACGCUGUACGGCCUGGACCGAAUGAUGACAGGCCUGCGAUGGUGAACCCUCCACAGCCUCAGGCACAAAAGGAUCUGCCUCCACCUCCGGCGGAGAACGGCGAGGCCAGUGAGCAACAAGAGGCGAAGACACCACCAGCUGAAGACGCUGCACAGAAGAAGGAGGAGGCUGUGGAGGGGGACGACGAUUCAGAGGAGGAGAGUGACGAAGAGCAGGAGGAGAAGACGCAGUCUGCCUCUCAAGGCGAGCAAAAGAUGCGGGUUGAGGAUAGAGAAGAGCAGAAAGUUGCGCUGCGACCCGGCCUGAGUCCCUCGAAAUCGGCGACGGUCGAAGAUGAAGAAGGCGAAGGAAGUCCCGAUCAUAAGGCUGCCGCGUCGCCCGGUGACGGGAACUCGUUCCAGGAUGUGGCACUAUAG
Molecule: messenger RNA, 1170 nt
Organism: Phaeoacremonium minimum UCRPA7
Lineage: Eukaryota; Fungi; Ascomycota; Sordariomycetes; Togniniales; Togniniaceae
Product: putative chitin biosynthesis protein chs5 protein
Exons: 2
Coding region: 1-1170 (389 amino acids)
Biological process (GO): Golgi to plasma membrane transport; conjugation with cellular fusion
Cellular component (GO): trans-Golgi network; exomer complex
Molecular function (GO): protein dimerization activity
Source: RefSeq, a predicted model, not a curated record